AUGUAUAUUGAAUCCAUCUUGUUACCAUUCUCUAUUCCAAUGUUGGAUGAAAUGUAUAAAAUCAAAUUGAAAGAUAUCGACGAGAUGGAUAGCGGUGAAUCAAAAGUUUUGGUCAAAGAGGUGUUCAAUAAGAGUAUAAAGAAAUCCUCAGUUUUAAAUCUCGGUGCAAACUUGUCUCGAAAAUUUGCUGUAAGAAUCUUCGAGAAUCAUCCGAGAGAUAGUUUAAACGAAUCCUUAAGGAUCGAUAAACAAUUUAUUCCUUCUAACGAAAUAAUACUAUUAAUCUGUCGAACACAUUUUUCUUUUCUACCUGCGAAACAAUUUAUCCUUUAUAAGCAUUUUCUGAUGUCAAGUUUCAGAGCUCAAGAGACGAUUUAUUAG
Funneliformis mosseae is the source of this 381-nucleotide messenger RNA. Lineage: Eukaryota; Fungi; Glomeromycota; Glomeromycetes; Glomerales; Glomeraceae. The record is from the annotation of a GenBank genome assembly.